Ilex paraguariensis (yerba mate) is the source of this 381-nucleotide messenger RNA. The record is from the annotation of a GenBank genome assembly. NCBI's taxonomy places the organism in Eukaryota, Viridiplantae, Streptophyta, Magnoliopsida, Aquifoliales, Aquifoliaceae.
AUGGCGAAGAAUCCAGUAACCGCCACUCUUCUCUGCAUUCUAGCCAUGUGGGUUGUCACCAGCGUCGACUCUGCACACCACGCCGCGCCGUCGCCGGCGGUGGAUUGUUCGAACCUGGUGCUGAACUUGGCGGACUGCCUCUCCUACGUUACCAAUGGAAGCACGGUGAAGAAGCCGGAAGGAUCGUGCUGUUCUGGGCUGAAGACGGUGCUUAAGACCAAUGCCGAGUGUCUCUGUGACGCUUUUAAGAAUAGUGCUCAGUUGGGUAUUACUUUGAAUGUUACUAAGGCUUUGACUCUCCCCUCUGCUUGCCAUCUCUCCGCUCCUUCUGUUAGCAACUGUGGAUUGAGUGUUGCUCCUGGUGCAUCUCCGGGUAUGUAA